Messenger RNA from Drosophila innubila, 956 nucleotides. RefSeq names its product putative deoxyribonuclease TATDN1. Gene Ontology annotation, cellular component: cytosol. Gene Ontology annotation, molecular function: 3'-5'-DNA exonuclease activity. Lineage: Eukaryota; Metazoa; Arthropoda; Insecta; Diptera; Drosophilidae. The record is from RefSeq and is a predicted model, not a curated record. The coding region runs from base 4 to 939 and encodes 311 amino acids. The transcript is spliced from 4 exons.
UUGAUGAGUGUGCGGACAUUUUUUAGAAUGGCUUUAAAAUAUAUUGACAUUGGCGCCAAUCUAACGGACCCUAUGUUCCGAGGCCAAUAUGGAGGAUCAAGGAAACAUCCAGACGACUUCGACAAUGUUUUGGAACGCGCGUGGCAGAAUGGAAUGCAAAAGAUAAUAGUGACAUCUGGUUGCAUGAGGGACGUGGACGAUGCAUUGAAACUAGUGGCUACGGAUGAGCGUCUCUACACGACAGUGGGUGCUCAUCCCACACGCUGUGGCGAGUUCCUAAAAGAUCCAGAGCAAUACUACAAGGAUUUGCACUCCCGAAUCAAGGCGAAUCCAGAGAGAGUAGUCGCAGUGGGGGAAUGUGGCCUGGACUAUGAUCGCCUGCACUUUUGCCCAAAGGAAACACAGAAGCAAUACUUUGAGAAACAGCUCAGUUUGGCUGAAGAGUUUCGACUGCCUCUCUUCUUGCACAUGCGGAAUGCUCACGAGGAUUUCAUGGCAAUAUUGGAACGUAAUCGGGAUAAACUCCAGGCCUGCGGUGGUGGUGUGGUGCACAGUUUCACAGGCACUCUAGAGGAGGCUAAGAACCUGCUGGCAUUCGGUGGUCUUUACAUAGGCAUCAAUGGUUGCUCCCUGAAAACGGCUGAGAAUGUUGAAGUGGUGCGACAGCUGCCCAAUGAUCGCUUAAUGCUGGAAACCGAUUGCCCCUGGUGUGGCAUACGUCCCUCGCAUGCCAGUCACAAACAUGUCACCACCAAAUUCCCAACUGUCAAAAAAAAGGAGAAAUGGACCGCUGAAACGCUGAUCGACGGACGCUGCGAACCAUGUCAGAUUAGCCAAGUCCUGGAGGUGAUUGCGGCCAUUAAGCAGGAGCCCAAGGAGAAGCUGGCAGAGCUGUAUUAUCAAAACACAUUGGAUUUGUUUUUCAGCCAAACCAAAUAAAAGAAAUCGAAAUUACA